Messenger RNA from Malassezia sympodialis ATCC 42132, 843 nucleotides. RefSeq lists its product as uncharacterized. The transcript is spliced from 2 exons. Bases 1 to 843 code for a protein of 280 amino acids. The record is from RefSeq and is a predicted model, not a curated record. Lineage: Eukaryota; Fungi; Basidiomycota; Malasseziomycetes; Malasseziales; Malasseziaceae.
AUGGACCACGUCCCCACGCUGGACAUUCGCCGCUACGAUAGCGAGCGGGACGCUUUUGUGCGAGAAAUGGGGCAGACGUUUCAGAAGUAUGGAUUCUGUUGUAAGUACCACAUACCUGGCAUAGGCGGCGCGCGAGGAUACACUCCCUUUAUGGUCGAGACGGCCAAAGGGUCUCAGUGGGCUGACCUUAAAGAGUUCUGGCACGUCGGCCGCGAUAUACCUCGGGACUCGAAGUAUGCCGACGUCAUGGCGCCGAAUGUAUGGCCAUCCGAAGUGCCAGCAUUUCAGAUGCAGGCGCGCCAGCUCUUUGAUGCGCUCGACAGUCUGGGCGUGCGCAUUUUGCGCGCCCUCGCCCUCUAUAUCGGGCUGCCCGAGACAUUUUUCGACCGCAUCGUCGAUCAAGGCAACUCGAUCCUCCGGCCGAUUCACUACCCGCCUAUGGCUGAGGAGGAUGUCCCGAAUGUACGGGCAGGCGCGCACGAGGACAUCAACUUGAUUACACUGCUGGUCGGUGCAAGUGCCGAGGGCCUCGAGGUCCUCAGUGAUGGGGCCUGGCUGCCUAUCACGACACAGGGCGAUGCGAUCGUCGUCAACAUCGGCGAUAUGCUGCAGCGACUCACCAACCACGUAUAUCCGUCGACCACGCACCGUGUCGUCAACCCCCUGAACGAAAAGAGGGGCAAACCGAGAUUCUCUGUCCCCUACUUUCUCCAUCCCAACCCUGAUGUGCCGCUAGACCCGCUUCCCUGCUGCAUCACGCCGGAGAACCCAUCACGGUAUUCGACGUCGCUCACGGCCCACGAAUUCCUGCUCGAGCGUCUUCGCGAUAUCAAGCUCCUUUAG